AUGCCGAAACAGCGGCUGCCAACCCCCCCCUCUAACCCAGAGCCUUUCCCAGUUAUUUUCUAUCCGCCAAAACCAAAACUUUCCUUUCGUGCUGAUGAUCUGUCUGAAGGUGCUUCUCUCUGGAAUUUUUCGAUGGUUGGUUACUCCUUGGGUCAACGUCCUUAUUACGAGCGGCUUCUCUCGGCUAUGAGAAAGGUUUGGCCUUUGAAAGGUGCGAUUUCUCUAUUAUCGCUAGCCGAUGGUUUUUUCCUUAUUAAAUUUUCAUCCAAAGAAGAUUAUGAUGCUGUUUGGUCUGGGGGUCCAUGGUUUUUACUUGGGAAACCAUUCAUUCUGCAACAAUGGUCUCCCAAAUUUAAGCCAAAACGGGAUGAGAACGCCUCCAUUCCUAUCUGGAUCAAGAUUGUGGAUUUUCCUUUGGCUUUAUGGACACCAACUGGUAUUUCAAAAAUCGCAAGCUAUAUUGGUAUUCCUCUGACUGUUGAUUCCUUAACUGCUAAAAGAUCCCGUCUAACCUUCGCCCGUGUCUGUGUUCUCAUCUCCAAAGACUCACCUCUUCCAGACGAAAUUCCUUUGGAUAUUGACGAUGAAGACUUAAUCCUCAAAGUCCUCUAUGACUGGAAGCCCACCCCUUGUGAAGGUUGCCGUUCGUUGGUUCACUCAUACUCUAUCUGUCCCAAAAACCCGAACCCCUCUCCUCCUGUUGUCUUACCUCCUCCACGCCCUCGUGGGAGAAGCUCCAGCCGUCCACCCCGACCUAACUCUAGACCCAACUCUAAACCUCCUCCUAAUCCUGCUCUUAAUUUACCUCCUCAACCGACAACUCCCCUUCUCAACAAUCCUGUCCAGACAUCCACCCCUGGGGAUGUUGCGGUUGUUGAGGUUCCAAAUCAAAUUGAUAAUCAGCCCUCUUUUGUUGCUUCUACCAAUCCCUCUUCAAUAUAUAUACCCACUGUCAACAACAAUUCCCCUAACCUCCACAAACCCGAAAAAACUACCUUCAUAUCUAACCUUAAUUCACCCAAUGAUGACGCUUCUUUGGAAGCUUCUUCUUCAUCUACACCUCCCUUCAUACCCAACAUCCUCAUAGGUUCAUCAUCUUUGAACCUUUCCACCUCUAAUAAAUUCAAAGCCCUCCUGGAGGAUGACCCUCCCUUGGAUGAAGACCCUCUUCUGAAUGCCGAAUCCAUUCCCCCUAUCAAUGAAAAACCCAUACAAAAUAUUCCCUCUCCAUCCACCUCCUCCACCAAAUCCCCAAACCAACCCCCUCCUAAAUCUAAUACACAAUCUUCUCCUCUCUCUAAGCAUACUAGAGGGAAAUCUACCAAAAAAGGCAAACCUUCAAAACCCAAAUCAUAA
Dendrobium catenatum is the source of this 1356-nucleotide messenger RNA. Its product is annotated as soluble scavenger receptor cysteine-rich domain-containing protein SSC5D-like. NCBI's taxonomy places the organism in Eukaryota, Viridiplantae, Streptophyta, Magnoliopsida, Asparagales, Orchidaceae. The coding region runs from base 1 to 1356 and encodes 451 amino acids. The transcript has a single exon. The record is from RefSeq and is a predicted model, not a curated record.